This is a messenger RNA of Miniopterus natalensis, 1608 nucleotides long. NCBI's taxonomy places the organism in Eukaryota, Metazoa, Chordata, Mammalia, Chiroptera, Miniopteridae. The record is from RefSeq and is a predicted model, not a curated record.
UUGGCAUUUUUUUUUCCGCGAAAGAAGUUUGCUUUGGCCACGCCUCAAGGCGGCCGCCUCCUCCUGCCCCCUCCCCCGCCCCUCCGCGCACACCUCUUGGUGCAGAUUGCAAAGCGCCUUCGGUUGAGAGCUGCCGAUUUUGAAGAGCCAGGCUCGCCCACCUUGUAGAAGGAGCGCCUCGAGUCCCCAUAAACCCUCUGUUGCAAAGAGCUGGCUGCCUGAUUUGAUCACUCCCUCACCCAGACUGCAUGGUCUCCUGGGACCCUCUAGAGUUGCACGUUUCUGCAGCGAGGACUGCAAAUCACCGUCGCUCCUAGGAUUUGCACUGUUCUGGAUACUGGAAUCUUGCAAGCUACGCUCGCCCGCCCCUGGGCAGACACUCGCCCGAACCACAGGAGUGUACCGCUGACUGGCAGGCCAGCUCUUCGCCUCUCUAUGAGCCCGUAAGCCUGCGGGCAGGUGCCCGGCGAUGGCGCGGCCCGUGAGCGACAGGACCCCGGCCCCCCUGCUGCUGGGCGGCCCGGCCGGGGCCCCCCCUGGCGGGGGAGCGCUGCUUGGGCUGCGGAGCCUUCUGCAGGGGACCAGCAAGCCCAAAGAACCAGCCAGCUGUCUCCUGAAGGAAAAGGAGCGCAAGGCGGCUCUGCCGGCAGCCACGGUUCCCGGGCCGGGCCUGGAGACAGCGGGCCCGGCGGAUGCCCCAGCUGGGGCGGUGGUGGGCGGCGGGUCCCCCCGGGGGCGCCCGACGGCCACGCCUGGCCCGAGUCUGUUAGCGCCGCUGCUGUGGGAGCGGACGCUGCCCUUCGGCGACGUGGAGUACGUGGACCUGGACGCCUUCCUGCUGGAGCACGGGAUCCGGCCUUGGGGAGAAGAUGGAGGGAGCCGGUUCUCCUGUGUUCCCCAGAGAGCACGGGGGACUGGAUCCUUGGAGGUUGAGAGGUUCGAGCUGAGAGACCCGAGGGAGCAAGAGGAAAGAUGUGCUCCCUCUGGCAUCUUGGGGUCUCCAGGGUCGGGCAGCAGGUCGUGGAUUCCUGGACACACCUGCCACUGGUCCGACCUCCGGGCAGAACCAGGGCCCUCCCCCUCCCAGCCGCACACUCCCGCGCCACGCCUGACCUCUCGGGACACACCCAGCCCUGUGGACCCAGAUACCGUGGAGGUGCUGAUGACCUUUGAACCUGACCCCGCUGAUUUAGCUCUGUCAAGCAUUCCCGGCCAUGAGACCUUUGACCCUCGGAGACAUCGCUUCUCAGAGGAGGAACUUAAGCCCCAGCCCAUCAUGAAGAAGGCGAGGAAGAUCCAGGUGCCAGAGGAACAGAAGGACGAGAAGUACUGGAGCCGGCGGUACAAGAAUAACGAGGCAGCCAAGCGGUCCCGCGACGCCCGGCGGCUUAAGGAGAACCAGAUAUCGGUGCGGGCGGCCUUCCUGGAGAAGGAGAACGCUCUGCUGAGGCAGGAGGUGGUGGCCGUGCGCCAGGAGCUGUCCCACUACCGUGCUGUGCUGUCCCGCUACCAGGCCCAGCACGGAGCCCUGUGAGGCUGCCCCCACCCGGCGGAGCUCUACUCCGCCUCACUCAGACUUGCGCCCUGACACCCUCUUCCCUCCCCAUC